UAACUCUUGAAGAGCAGACAGAAUGUCCGGUUUGGAGUCUUACAUUAACCACACAGUCUCAAUUAUUACGGCGGAUGGACGGAACUUCAUAGGCACGUUGAAGGGUUUCGAUCAGACAAUCAACAUCAUCAUUGAUGAGUGCCAUGAGCGCGUCUUUUCCACAACGUCGGGAAUCGAGCAAAUUGUGCUCGGCCUCCACAUCAUCCGAGGCGACAAUAUAGCAGUGAUUGGACUGAUAGAUGACACGGUGGACUCGCGCCUGGAUUUGGCGAACAUACGCGGCGAGCCGCUUGGACCGGUUGUGCAUUAACUGAAGUAGCUCUUAGUUCAAAUAAACUCAUCAAAUUUUAUACAUAA
Molecule: messenger RNA, 357 nt
Organism: Drosophila virilis
Lineage: Eukaryota; Metazoa; Arthropoda; Insecta; Diptera; Drosophilidae
Product: U6 snRNA-associated Sm-like protein LSm8
Biological process (GO): mRNA splicing, via spliceosome
Cellular component (GO): U4/U6 x U5 tri-snRNP complex; U6 snRNP; precatalytic spliceosome
Molecular function (GO): RNA binding
Source: RefSeq, a predicted model, not a curated record